Messenger RNA from Alternaria infectoria, 393 nucleotides. RefSeq lists its product as uncharacterized. The transcript has 3 exons. NCBI's taxonomy places the organism in Eukaryota, Fungi, Ascomycota, Dothideomycetes, Pleosporales, Pleosporaceae. Bases 1 to 393 code for a protein of 130 amino acids. The record is from RefSeq and is a predicted model, not a curated record.
AUGCGUCACUUGGAAGACUUCCUGCAGGUCAAGCGAAAGAAGCUCGAUAUAGAUGGCCUCUUCAGGCGGCAAAGCAUCGCUGGUGGAGUUUCACUGAAGAAAUAUCUAGAUACCACAUUCGCGCGAGACUACAAGAAGGAGUUCCAUAAGAAGGCAUUUGCCGAUCCUUCUAUCGAGUACAAAUGGUGUGUCAUUACGGUGGAGACGAGGUCUCUUGGCAAGGACCUCACGGUGGAGCAAUACGAACAAGCCGUCAAGGAGCGUGACACCUUUAGAGAUUGGAUACGUACUAUGAUUCUACCACAACCAUCCGAUGGACAUAGUCUGGACAAGAUACUCAUCUUCCCGAGUGGAGAUACGGAACCUAUGUACCGACACGAAUAUCCUAAGUAA